UGUUGCUCACAAGACGCAGAUGCUCACACAAGACGCUGAUUUGGAAAGUUAUUGCAUGUAUUGCUCUCUAGAGGUUGGAAUUAAUUUUUUAAUCAUUUGGCAAUACUAAAUGUGCAAAAACUGAGCAGGAUUACAGAACGUGCAACAUUUUACAAACGGCGCCCCAUAUUUAAGAAAAUCCCUGGUUUUAAUGAUGCACACUCGCCGCAAGCUGUCUAGCAGUCAUGGCGGAAUCUAAAAGGUCCAAACCUACCUCGGGUCCCUUUCCAGUUUCAGAAAUGACCUCUCUCGCUAGAGCUUUGUCCCAUUCAAAGUUAAGCCAACUUGAUCAGCCUGAUGUGUUCCAAUCGCAGACCUCUGUUCAUCGGAGCAAUAUGGCCCAGCCGGGCGGACGAAGGAGGUUGUCGAGCAACAGUGUUGAGGCUCUAGAAGCGCGGGUCUUGGUAAUUAACACCGGAGGAACUAUUGGGAUGAUGUACCAUAAUAACGAUAUGACCUCCCUCGCUAGAGCUUUGUCCCAUUCAAAGUUAAGCCAACCUGAUCUGCCCGAGACUUCUUUUCAUCGGAUCAGUGUGGGCCAGCCGGGCCGCCGAAGGAGGUUGUUGAGCAGCAAGAAUGUUGAGAUUCAAGAAGUGCGGGUCUUUGUAAUUAACACCGGCGGAACUAUCGGGAUGACGUACCAUGAUAACGUGCUGUCUCCAGAGGCCAAUGCGUUUGUGAAGACCCUGCGAAAGCUCCCCACCCUCCAUGAUGAGCAGUAUGCUCAGCAGACCUGUAUGUACGACUACUACAGCGAGAGCGGUCCGCCGGAGAACACCUUGGUCCUGCCGCUGUCUAAGCAGAAUAAGAGGAUUGUGUACACCAUUUUAGAAUAUUCCCCGUUGCUGGACUCCAGCAAUAUGACCACAGAUGACUGGGCUUCAAUUGGCAAAGAUAUUGAGAAAUAUUACGAGAAGUAUGAUGGUUUUGUCAUCCUCCACGGCACAGACACCAUGGCCUACACAGCGUCUGCUCUGUCCUUCAUGUGUGAGCACCUGGGCAAGCCAAUCAUACUCACCGGCUCUCAGGUGCCGAUCUAUGAGAUGAGGAACGAUGGGAGAGACAACCUGUUGGGGGCGCUGCUGAUCGCAGGCCAGUUUGUUAUUCCUGAGGUGUGUCUGUAUUUCCAUCACAAGCUGUACCGGGGAAAUCGUGUGACCAAGGUGGAUGCUGAUAGUUUCAACGCCUUCGACUCUCCUAACCUGGCUCCUCUUGCUAAUGCUGAAGUGGAUAUUAAAAUUAACUGGGACAUGGUGUGGAGAGCAAACACAACCGCGCGGUUCAGAGUGAGCACUCAGAUCAACCGUAACGUGGGUCUGCUGCGGCUCUUCCCAGGCAUAACUGUAGAGACGGUGAAGUCCUUUCUGCAGCCGCCCAUGGAAGGCAUCGUUCUGGAGACAUACGGUAGUGGUAAUGCACCUGACAACCGGACUGACCUGCUGAAUGAGUUGCGGAAGGCCACAGAAAGGGGGGUGAUCAUGGUCAACUGCACCCAGUGUCUCAGGGGCACUGUCACUAUGUUAUAUGCCACUGGAAAGGUCCUGAGCGAAGCAGGGCUGGUUGCAGGCUUUGACAUGACCCCUGAGGCUGCCCUGUGUAAGCUGUCCUAUGUGCUGGCCAUGAAGGAGCUCAGCGUAGAGGCCAAAAGGAAGAUGCUGAGUCAGAACCUGCGGGGGGAGAUGAUUGCUAACCUACAGGGGGCCAAGCACACUCUGAGCGACAGUCGAUUCAUCCAGGCCAUCGCCAAGUCCCUGAACAUCAGCGGCAAGGAGGAACUUAAAGCCAUCAGGGAUGCUCUGACCCCCACCUUAGCUUGUGCUGCUGCUAAGACUGGAGAUGUGGAGGCCUUGGAUGCCAUAAAGGAGAUGGGCAGUAACCUCAGCCUGGGGGACUAUGAUGGACGCACCCCUCUUCAUAUUGCCGCAUGUGAGGGCAACCUCAAAGUGGUCCAGUAUCUACUGGGACAGGGCGCAACCGUCUACGCCAAAGAUCGCUAUGGGAACACGCCCCUCUGCAACGCUGUGCAGUACAGACACAAGGAGGUGGUGAAGCUGCUGAGAAAGACUGGAGCCCAUUUCUCCAGAGAAGAGUUGGAAAAUGCGGGCUCAAAUUUGUGCAGCCUGGCUGCCAGCGCUGACAUUGAGGGCCUAGAAAUGUGGCACCUGGCUGGGGGAGACCUGCACAUGCCAGGCUAUGACGGGCAGAUGCCAGUGAAAGUGGCUGAGGCGGCGGGGAAUAAAAAUGUGAUGGAGUUCUUAGACAAGGUCAGCAAGAGCCGGACUCAGUCAGAUGAAAGUAAUGAGGAUUGAGAGUACGUCGACUUCACAGCUUGUCCAAAAGCAUCUGGAAGAUGAAGAUCCUUUAUCGAGUUUAGCCUUCUAUUUUUCCUCUGACUCUAUCCCGCUUUCCUUCCCUUCCCAGUUGAAGUCCUUACAAUGGACAUUUUUGCACAAGCUUACAGAUAAACAGAUUUUAUGUUAGAGAUCUGUCCGACCAUUACAACUUAUGUAUUUUUGUCCGUCCCAGGUUCAGUUGGAGAACCGUAGCUGUAAAUUCCAUUGUUGAGCAACAUUGACUGUGAAGUCAAAGUCCAAACACAGGGUCUUCCGCAGCUGGGGUUUUGCACUACCCAGGCUGAGAGUCUGCUGUCAUAUACAGUUGUGAUCAAACGUUUGCAUACCUUUGGAGACUUGGUUAUAUAUGUACCAUUAUUAAAGACACCGUGAUUGAGCAGGCAAUUUGACUGGCAUUUAUAAGGCUUUGGAUAUAUUUUUCCAUCUUUAUAAAGUUCCAUUACCUUGUUAAGGUCUUUUGACAGUUCUUUUCUGGUCACCAUGGCUCAGUAUCUAGCCUGAUCAGUGUGUCCACGUGAGAGCUAACAAACUCAUUGACUUUCUACACAAAGAGUAAUUGUAAUUUAAAAAGCCGCAGGUGUUUGAAGUUAACUUUUAAUCACCAUUUUGACCUGUGUGUGUUGCCCUUGUGUGUCUGUAUCAAAGCCAAACAUUCAAGUGUAUGUAAACUUUUGAUCAGGGCCAUUUGGGUGAUUUCUGUUAUCAUUAUGAUUUAAAA
Molecule: messenger RNA, 3111 nt
Organism: Esox lucius (northern pike)
Lineage: Eukaryota; Metazoa; Chordata; Actinopteri; Esociformes; Esocidae
Gene: aspg
Product: asparaginase homolog (S. cerevisiae)
Exons: 18
Coding region: 225-2348 (707 amino acids)
Biological process (GO): amino acid metabolic process
Molecular function (GO): protein binding; asparaginase activity
Source: RefSeq, a predicted model, not a curated record